AUGGCACCCAAGAAGAAGGAGGAGCCCAAGCCAGCAGCUCCCCCCAAGCCCCCAGAGCCCGAGCCCCCUAAGGAGCCUGAGUUUGACCCCAAAACGGUGCAGGUGGAAUUUUCAGCCGAACAAAUUGAAGACUUCAAGGAUGCUUUCCAGCUGUUCGAUAGGACUCCCAAAAACGAGAUGAAGAUCACCUAUGCCCAGUGUGGUGACCUUAUCCGAGCUCUGGGCCAGAACCCAACCAAUGCCGAGGUUAUGUAUGUUCUGGGCAAACCAAAGGCAGAGGAGAUGCAAUCAAAGAUGAUGGACUUUGACACCUUCUUGCCCAUGCACCAACACAUUUGCAAGGCCAAGGACCGGGGCACCUUUGAAGACUUUGUGGAGGGCCUGAGGGUCUUUGACAAGGAAGGGAACGGCACAGUGAUGGGUGCUGAGCUUCGACACGUCCUGGCCACACUGGGUGAAAAGAUGAAGGAGGAUGAGGUUGAGCAGCUUAUGGCUGGGCAGGAGGACGCCAACGGUUGCAUUAACUACGAAGCUUUUGUAAAAUACAUUAUGGCAGGAUGA
Scleropages formosus (Asian bonytongue) is the source of this 561-nucleotide messenger RNA. RefSeq names its product myosin, light chain 13 (gene myl13). NCBI's taxonomy places the organism in Eukaryota, Metazoa, Chordata, Actinopteri, Osteoglossiformes, Osteoglossidae. The transcript has 6 exons. Gene Ontology annotation, molecular function: calcium ion binding. Gene Ontology annotation, cellular component: myosin II complex. Bases 1 to 561 code for a protein of 186 amino acids. The record is from RefSeq and is a predicted model, not a curated record.